This is a messenger RNA of Sphenostylis stenocarpa, 216 nucleotides long. NCBI's taxonomy places the organism in Eukaryota, Viridiplantae, Streptophyta, Magnoliopsida, Fabales, Fabaceae. The record is from the annotation of a GenBank genome assembly.
AUGGCCCUUUUGGAUGAAGAUCCAAGAAAACCAUUAACAAGUGACCAAAAAAUGAAAAAGAAGGGUGUGGUGGUGGGAGGAGCUUUACCUUGUAAUUCAAGGCUUCUACAUAUUUCUAUGAUUAUAUCAGCAACAGAUUAUAAACCUUGGAAAAUCCUUCAAAUUUUGAGCUGUGAACUUCAAGAACAGAAGUUUUGUAAGCUAGUUAAUGAGUGA